Trichoderma reesei QM6a is the source of this 1800-nucleotide messenger RNA. RefSeq names its product mannose-1-phosphate guanyltransferase (gene mpg1). The transcript is spliced from 4 exons. NCBI's taxonomy places the organism in Eukaryota, Fungi, Ascomycota, Sordariomycetes, Hypocreales, Hypocreaceae. Gene Ontology annotation, cellular component: cytoplasm. The record is from RefSeq and is a predicted model, not a curated record. Gene Ontology annotation, biological process: cell wall mannoprotein biosynthetic process; GDP-mannose biosynthetic process. Gene Ontology annotation, molecular function: mannose-1-phosphate guanylyltransferase (GTP) activity; GTP binding. Bases 195 to 1289 code for a protein of 364 amino acids.
GCCGACACUCGAGUCUCUGCCCUGCGAGCAUUGCACCGUCGCUCGUUCUUCUCUACGCUCACUAUCCAACAUACUAGUUUAUUCUUUUUCCCUUCUUCUACCAUCUUCUGCCUCUUUACUUACGAAAUCAAACCCCCCCCUUUAAAACAUCCACGAAUCUCCUUUGCACUUCAGCUUCGUCGCAUACAUUCACCAUGAAGGGACUUAUUCUUGUCGGCGGCUUUGGCACUCGCCUUCGCCCUCUCACCCUGACGCUCCCCAAGCCUCUGGUUGAGUUCUGCAACAAGCCCAUGAUUGUGCACCAGAUCGAGGCUCUCGUCGCCGCUGGCGUGACCGACAUUGUCCUCGCCGUCAACUACCGCCCAGAAAUCAUGGAAAAGUUCCUGGCCGAGUACGAGGAGAAAUACAACAUCAACAUUGAGUUCUCCGUCGAGUCGGAGCCCCUCGACACCGCCGGCCCCCUCAAGCUUGCUGAGCGCAUCCUCGGCAAGGAUGACUCGCCCUUCUUCGUCCUCAACUCCGACGUCAUCUGCGACUAUCCCUUCAAGGAGCUCCUCGAGUUCCACAAGGCCCACGGCGAUGAGGGCACCAUUGUCGUCACCAAGGUCGAGGAGCCGUCCAAGUACGGUGUCGUCGUCCACAAGCCCAACCACCCCUCGCGCAUCGACCGCUUCGUCGAGAAGCCCGUCGAGUUCGUCGGCAACCGCAUCAACGCCGGCAUGUACAUCUUCAACCCCUCCGUCCUGAAGCGCAUCGAGCUUCGCCCCACGUCGAUCGAGAAGGAGACGUUCCCCGCCAUGGUUGCCGACAACCAGCUGCACUCGUUCGAUCUCGAGGGCUUCUGGAUGGACGUUGGCCAGCCCAAGGACUUCCUCAGCGGCACCUGCCUGUACCUGUCCUCCCUCACCAAGAAGGGCAGCAAGGAGCUGACCCCUCCCACCGAGCCCUACGUUCACGGCGGCAACGUCAUGAUUCACCCUUCGGCCAAGAUUGGAAAGAACUGCAGAAUAGGCCCCAAUGUCACCAUUGGCCCGGAUGUUGUCGUCGGUGACGGCGUCCGCCUGCAGCGAUGCGUCCUCCUCAAGGGCUCCAAGGUCAAGGACCACGCCUGGGUCAAGUCGACGAUUGUUGGCUGGAACAGCACCGUCGGUCGCUGGGCCCGUCUCGAGAAUGUGACUGUUCUCGGUGACGACGUGACCAUUGGCGACGAGAUUUACGUCAACGGCGGCAGCGUCCUGCCUCACAAGUCCAUCAAGGCCAACGUUGACGUUCCCGCCAUCAUUAUGUGAUUUAUCUCAUGUUGUCACGCAUCCUUGGCUCGCAUGGGCGUUUUUGUUCCCCAUGCGCUGCUUUCCGAGAUGAUCUUUGUUUCUUCUUCAAACCCCAUCUUUUCUUCUUUUAACUUGACAUUUCUCUUUUUUUUUUUUUUUUCCUUUUACAGAACCCCAUUUACGCCUUACCGCAAACUCACCACUCCUCCGCUAUUCUCAAGAGAUACCCUAUAUUGGUGGGGGAAACAGUCUUUGAGAGAAAAGAAAACCAAGCCACAUUUUAUAUAAUUACUACUAGUCUCGACAUCUUUUUUCCCUUUCUUCUUCUUCCUCAAGAAAAAAGAUGUCGUGUACACUUAUGUUGAGCCCCAAGUAAAUCGUUUGGCGUCUCGGGGAACCGGUUGGCAAAGCAUUCUUGGAGGGACAGGGACGAGGGCUGAGGGUUGAGAAGAGCAAUGACGGACGAGGCACUCAAGAUUUCCAUGUAUGAAAAGAUGAUAGCGUAGCGAAUGAAGUGUAUUUACGCUUG